Messenger RNA from Cordyceps fumosorosea ARSEF 2679, 978 nucleotides. RefSeq lists its product as hypothetical. The transcript has a single exon. NCBI's taxonomy places the organism in Eukaryota, Fungi, Ascomycota, Sordariomycetes, Hypocreales, Cordycipitaceae. The coding region runs from base 1 to 978 and encodes 325 amino acids. The record is from RefSeq and is a predicted model, not a curated record.
AUGGCCAGCCUCGGUCUCGGCACGAGCACAUCCCUCGUCAGGAGGCAGCUCCUCAUAACGCCGUGCCGAACGGCCACGACCCCCCGACUCCUCGAUGCGACGCCCACGACCCGGUCUAGGCUGCUCAGCAGCUCCGCCUUCCGCCUCCACGCCGCCGCAAAACCGGCGCUCAAGACGAUACCGAAGCCCUCCGCACCGACGGCCAAGGCGCGGGGGGCGCAACCUGCUGCGCAACCGCGCCCGCCAGCGACGCCGACGCGAUACGCCUUCGUCAAGAGCCUAGGCUCCAAGACGACGCCGACGGUGCUGUACGAGUCACCCUCGCACUUUUGGUUCUACUUUGGCUGCUGGACGAGCGGCGUCUCGAUCCUGGCGUGGACCGCGCUGACCGGGCCGACGGUCGUGACCCAGCCCGAGGGCACCCCCGAGUGGGUGGGCUACGUCUUCGAGGCCGCCUACGUGCUCCUGGGCUCCAUGGCCUUUUACCUCCUCUCCAAGACGCCCAACAUUGUCCGGUCGAUCCGCCUCCUGCCACCCGCUGCUGCUGCUGCGGCGACGUCCUCCCCCGCGGCGCCCCGGGUUGCCGCCAUGCCCCGGCUCGAGGUCACGGUCAACCGCAUGGUGCCCGUCCUGAAGCCCAGGGUGCUCGUUGUGAGCCUGGACGACGUCGCGCUCAAGUCGCGCUUCUCCCUCCCGGACAAGUACGUGCCGGAGCUGCAGCGGCGCGCGGCGGCGGCGGAGACGCGGGAGACGCGGCGAAGGUUCGACAUGCAGCACCUGCUGACGAUGCCGUUCCGGCACGUUGGGCGCGCGGUGGCCGGUUUCUUCCAGGGCGUGCGGGCGGCGUGGACGGACAUGGGGUUCGCGACGAUCAGAGUGCGGGGCAAGGAGUUCAAGGUGGACGUGACCAGGGGCUUCGCGCACGAGGGGUUCAGGACGCUGGAGCGGCUGGUGUCGGUUGGGUACAAGAGCGGUUGA